AUCUGUAAGUAGACAUGGCUUCAUCAUCACACAUUGACUUGUCUGGACCUACUUACUGUGUGCUGACGGGCGCAUCACAGGGCAUUGGUAGGGCCCUUGCAGUUGAGGUUUCCAAACUGCUUGGUCCCAAGUCCUUGAUGCUGCUUUUAGCAAGGAACAAGACUGAGCUGGCGAAAACUGCAGAACUAUGUACAUCGUCUAAUGUAAAGGUUCUUUAUGAGUCAAUAGAUUUGUCCCGUUCUACUAACUCACAAAUGAAAGAUGCCCUCAGUAAGUCUCUUGAAGGUUGGAAUAUCAAGGACUUUGCUACUAAUGUUAUCUUCCAUAAUGUUGGUUCGUUAGGCAACUUGUCAGUGGAGACAUCAAAGAUGGGGGAUGUAGAUGAGUUGAGAGAAUACUAUGAUUUGAAUGUGUUUAAAGUAAUAUCUUUGAAUACUCAGUUUCUCAAGAUAUUUGAGGAGGUUGAGGAGAGGGUUGUGAUUGUGAACAUUACAUCCCUCUGUGCUAUCAAGCCGAUGGGGGGUAUGGCAUACUAUUGUAGUGGGAAGGCAGCCAGAGAGAUGUACUUCAAAGUACUUGCCGAAGAGAAAAAGCAUAUCCGUGUACUCAACUACUCCCCUGGGCCUGUGGAGACGGCUAUGAUUGACUUUGUGCUCGCUGAGGCUGUAAAUGAUAAUUUAAAGGAUGUGUUUACAUCUUUCAAAAAUCAAGGUACACUAUUAAAGCCUGAAGCGACUGCAAAGAAGUGUAUGAAGGUUCUUCUAGCUGGCCGGUUUACUCCAGGGGAACAUGUUGACUACUUUGAUGAUGAAUAAACCUAGUAUGAUACUGGCUCUUCUUAAAUUUUGUAGCUUUCUUACUAAACAUUCCUCAUUGCCAAAUUGAAUUUAGGACUAGUAUUCUUGUGAUUCUUAUCUAUACAAAUCAAUAUGUAUAUUUAAAAUUUAAAAAUUUAAUUAAUAAUAGUUAAUAUUUAACAAAGAUCGCUUUCCUAAGAAGUAUAAAAAAAUAUAGGCCUAGUAGAAUAUUUAUUUCCUAUCAAAUGUAUUUGAUGGAACUAUGAAAGUUGCUCUCUAUAUUUUGUUAAAGAUUAUUGGUUAUUUUAUUCAUUUGGUAGACUAAAAUUACAUUGUUAAUAUAAUAGAUUGUUUUUCCAAUUGCCAGUUACUACAUUCAUUGAAGGAUUUAAUAAAUUUGUUAAUCUUAAAGAACUUUAAAAUUACAAGACAAUAUCAUACUUACUUACUUUACACACAAAUAAUUGUGUAACUGGCACUUGUUUUAGUAUAAUACAUUAUAUCAGUGUUCCUUAACUCAUAAAUAAAGUUAUGUUAUCUAUAUAACAUAUUUAUAUAUAUGCUGACACAGAUUUCUGUAAUAUGAAACUUGUAGUGAUAUUAACAUUCCAUGUAUGUAAGGGUGAUUUCAUUAUUGGUGGCUCUCAGGGGGUUUCCACAGUUCACAGAAUCACUUUUCAUGGAAAGCACGAUUCGCCGAAAAAAUUUUAUAUCUCAAGUACCUUACAGUUUAUUACAAUGUUUUUAACCAACUUAAUCUAAUUAUGUUAAGCAGAACUGAAUUUACCGAAUAUUUUAAAUCAAUCUUAUCUAAAUUUUGAGAAACCAGAAAAAUUUUUCGUCGAAACGUGCUUUCGAUGAAGAGUGAUUCUGUGAACUGUGGACACCUCGGUUCUCAGAACGUCUCCAACGACGCGGCCGCGCUGUCAUCACAAUUUUUCAAACCUUAACAAAGACAAGAAUUCGUUUUAGCUACCACCUGACUCUACUGAAGUAAUGUCAAUUUUACCAAUGAUUGAUUUUUGAAAUUAAACAUAAUGAGAGGAACAUCCUUCCUCAGGAAAAUUAACGGAUCGUAAUGACAGCGCGGCCGCAGUGGUCGAAACGCUCUGAGAAUCUUAUUUAAUAUGUCUUUAAUAUACUAAUGUGAAUCUUGUUCACGUUGGAACAAAAGUUCUAUAAGUACUUAAUGUUUAUAAGCUUAUUCAAAAGAUUGUUUUUUUUUUCUUGUGUUGACCACAACACCCUUUACUUGUGUACUAACAUAUCUAUGAAUGCAAUUCAUAUUUAAAAAUAAAUGCUUGAUUUGAA
Plodia interpunctella (Indianmeal moth) is the source of this 2108-nucleotide messenger RNA. It is a transcript of the gene Sptr, whose product is annotated as Sepiapterin reductase. Gene Ontology annotation, molecular function: sepiapterin reductase (NADP+) activity. The transcript has a single exon. NCBI's taxonomy places the organism in Eukaryota, Metazoa, Arthropoda, Insecta, Lepidoptera, Pyralidae. The record is from RefSeq and is a predicted model, not a curated record. Gene Ontology annotation, biological process: tetrahydrobiopterin biosynthetic process. The coding region runs from base 15 to 815 and encodes 266 amino acids.